Messenger RNA from Phycomyces blakesleeanus NRRL 1555(-), 180 nucleotides. RefSeq lists its product as hypothetical. Bases 1 to 180 code for a protein of 59 amino acids. NCBI's taxonomy places the organism in Eukaryota, Fungi, Mucoromycota, Mucoromycetes, Mucorales, Phycomycetaceae. The record is from RefSeq and is a predicted model, not a curated record. The transcript has 2 exons.
AUGCUUGGUGUUUCUUCAGAAACUAUAAAACAUCUCAUUGCUAGUAUUCACCAAUUGAUUCAAAUGGAUUUAACAAACAAUGAUAUGAGAAUUGGAGGUAUUGAUGCCAAUAGUCAAUCCAUUAUUGUUGAAAUUGAUGAAAGCAAAUUUGGAAAGAGGAAAUAUUACCGAGGACAUUGA